CUCUGAGCCCUAAAGAAGAAGUGCACUCUGGCUGCAGCACACAGCGUGGGCAGACAUGCCCCUGUUAGCCGGUGACCAGAGGCUGGAUGUGUCCUUGUCUGCCGCCCGGAUAGUGCAGCUGCACUCCCAUCUGCAGGAUCGAGCUAAAUCUUUAACUAAUCAACCGACACAAACAUUUGGACCCAAAGGAUUUCUUUAUGUGCAGCAAAGAGAAUUUGCAGUGACCACACCCAGCGACAGCUCUGUUAGCAUCCUUGGAACUGAUGAUGCCACAACGUGCCACCUCUUGGUACUUCGGCACACAGGAAGUGGGGCCACGUGCUUAGCUCACUGUGAUGGGUCAGAUACUGAAAGGGAGGUGCGUGACAUUCUCUGUGCAGUCAAGUCCUUAUCACAAGACUCUAAAGAGGGCAGGCUGGAAUUACACAUUGUUGGAGGCUUUCUUGACAAAAAGCGAUUAUCACAGAGACUUUGCAACGAGAUUCUUAGAGCAUUUGACAAGCAGAAAGAUGAAGUUCACUUAGCAACGUAUUGUGUGUCAGAUUUAAACAAUAAGGAAGAGAAUGGAAUUCACUUUCCAAUAAUUUAUGGUAUAGCUGUAAACGUUAAAACAGGUGAGAUUUUUAAGGCAACGUUUCAAGAUCGAGGACCAGACGAAGAUUUAAGAUCAACUUACAUUUUAACAGGAGGAUCGAUGACUAAUAUUUACGAUGCAAAAACUGAGCAACUACGUUUUGGACCAUAUUACUGGACACCUUUGCCAAAUAUUGAUUUCUGGCUGGAACAAGACGAUGAGCAAAUCUUACAGUAUUUUUCCACUUCUCCGGAAGCUGAACCCUCGCACUUUGUCGCUCAUGUUAAAUCUACUUUCAAGUUUGUGAAAGACAAUCCUUACCCAGCAGACUCUGUUUUUCCUGAUGACAGACCCCGCGUCUACAGGAAAAACGCAGACGGUUUAUGGGAGCGAAUUCUCCAUGAUAGUAUAUAAGAGAGACAAAGACCUGGCAUAUUGAUUUGGAUGUGCCAAUCUUACUUAAACUAUUUUUUUGCAUAUGUAAAUAUCUGCUUUAACCUAAAUAUUAACGUGAAUAUGGACCAUGGUGCUUUAAUACUAUGCAAUUCCUUUCCUAUACCCUUAUGAUGGCAUUCUCUUGUUGCUGAAGUUCAUAUGGACACUGUAACUUCUUUUGGACAUUACUUUGAUACUUGUAAACAUGUUACUAUAUCCCAGUGUACAAUUCCUUUAUCUUGUGUUUUAUUCAGUAAUAAAAUCUUGUGAUUUUUGCCGUGACAUUAACAUUAUAUAA
Messenger RNA from Bombina bombina (fire-bellied toad), 1307 nucleotides. It is a transcript of the gene NTAN1, whose product is annotated as N-terminal asparagine amidase. Gene Ontology annotation, biological process: ubiquitin-dependent protein catabolic process. Bases 56 to 988 code for a protein of 310 amino acids. Gene Ontology annotation, cellular component: nucleus. Lineage: Eukaryota; Metazoa; Chordata; Amphibia; Anura; Bombinatoridae. The transcript is spliced from 10 exons. The record is from RefSeq and is a predicted model, not a curated record. Gene Ontology annotation, molecular function: protein-N-terminal asparagine amidohydrolase activity.